AUGGCCGAGUCUGUUGUCUCUUUUGUCGUGGAAAGACUUGGUGAUUUGCUAAUCAACGAAGCAAAAUUCCUUCCUUCCGUGGCCACCACCCAAGUUGAGCAAAUUCAAGCUGAGCUAAAGCGAAUGCAAGAGAUUGCUCUCGAUGUCCAAGACGUGCUGGAAACUUAUGCCUUCCGAGUUUCGUCAAGGAAUGAUGAAGGAAUCCUCAGAAGAUGUCGUGGGAUAUUGAAAGAGCCAAUAGUCCUCCACAAAAUUGGGUCCAAGAUUAAGGCUAUUGAAACCAAGAUUUCUAACCUGACUAAAAGUCUACAAACUUAUGGCAUAAAAGCUAUGAGCGAAGGGGAAAGUUCAAAUUCUGCAAAUGAGAAACUACUGCGGCUAAGGAGGUCCUAUUCUCAUGUUGUGGAUGAAGAUUUUGUUGGGUUGGAGGGAGAUGUAGAGCACUUGUUUGGUGAAUGA
Molecule: messenger RNA, 459 nt
Organism: Ilex paraguariensis (yerba mate)
Lineage: Eukaryota; Viridiplantae; Streptophyta; Magnoliopsida; Aquifoliales; Aquifoliaceae
Source: the annotation of a GenBank genome assembly